AUGCUGGUUGACGUCAGCAUUGCAGUACGUGCGAACGAUCCAGGUGCCGUUCCAUGCCUGCUACAGAAGCUUUCGGAAUUCGGGGGUAAACCCUCUGUUGAUCACAAUGAUACUCGUAUGGCAAUGCUUUCGCACGCCAAAGCUCUUGUCAGGGCGUUACAGACUCCCCGCGAAACCAUGAUUGAACAGAAUUGGGCGCAGCCGGGUUGCCAUACUGCCAUCACAACUUGCUAUAAUGCAGGUGUGUUCGGAGUGCUCGGAGACCAACCGAUGAAGGUCGAUGACAUUGCAAGCAAGCUCGGGAAGCCUCGCGAGCUCUUAGCCAUGGGUUUCAUCACUGAGACAAAUAGUGAUGAAUACAAGGCCACAAACUUUUCGAAAGCAUUGACCAUACCUAUCAUUGGAGAUGGCUACCCAGCCCUUGCUGGUGGAGCCCAUGAGUCUUGCAGCAAAUUCUCACAAUAUUUGGAGAAGAACAAUUACGAACUCACUACCGAUAUCACAAACGGACCAUACCAGUACGCAUUCGGGACGGAGCUCGAUAUGUUUCGGUAUCUGGAUACCCAUCCGCCUUUGGGACAGCAAUUCAAUAACCACAUGGGUGGCUAUCGGCAGGGUCGACCAAGUUGGAUGGAUAGCAACUUUUACCCAGUUCAAGAGCAGCUCAUCCGUGGCAUGGACACCUCCAAAGACGCUGUACUAUUGGUAGACAUCGGCGGAGGCUACGGUCAUGAUAUCCAAGAGUUCAGAAACAAGUAUCCUCAAGUCCCUGGUAGGCUUGUGCUACAGGAUCGCCCGUCCGUUAUCGAAGGAAUUGAGCAACUGGAUCCCAUCAUCGAACGUAUGGAGUACGAUUUCUACCUCGAACAGCCAUUAAAAGCGGCUCGAGCAUACUAUAUGCACUCCGUGUUGCACGACUGGCCCGACGAUGUGUGCAGGAGCAUUCUGAAGCAGGUUGCCGGCGCCAUGAAGCCAGGUUACAGCAAACUGCUGAUCAACGAAAACGUCAUUCCAGACACGGGUGCAGACUGGCAGGCCACCGCCUUGGAUAUGAUGAUGAUCACACUCUUUUCUUCAAAAGAGCGGACGUAUACCCAGUGGAGCCAGCUGUUGGAGUCACCCGAGAUUGGUCUUAAGAUUGUGCGUGUUUACAGUGUCAAACAUUCGCAGGAGAGUCUGAUUGAGUGCGAACUGGCGUGA
Alternaria alternata is the source of this 1200-nucleotide messenger RNA. RefSeq names its product S-adenosyl-L-methionine-dependent methyltransferase. The coding region runs from base 1 to 1200 and encodes 399 amino acids. NCBI's taxonomy places the organism in Eukaryota, Fungi, Ascomycota, Dothideomycetes, Pleosporales, Pleosporaceae. The transcript has 5 exons. Gene Ontology annotation, molecular function: O-methyltransferase activity. The record is from RefSeq and is a predicted model, not a curated record.